GGGAAGCCGGCGGGGGACGGUUGGCCCUGAGGAGCGCCUCGCCUCGCCUCGCCCGGAACCGGGGCUGCCUCGUCGACGCCCGGGCUGCGCGGCCGAGUGGGACUGAAGAGGCGCCGCAGCAGGAGAAGGAGAAGCGGCGGCCUGCACCGGCCGACGACCCCCCCCCCCCGCCUGAGGGGGCCUGCGAGCGGCCGAGCCCCGUCUGGCCUCCGUCCUGUCAGGGCAGGAUGCGGCGCUCGGGGGCCUGAGGGGAGCCCAGGCCGAGCGGGGCCUUCCUCCUCCCCGGCCCUCCCCGGAGUUCGAUGGGCCCCGCGCUGAGGAGGGGGCGCUCCGAGGGGCAGCCCCGCGUUGGGCCCCAGUGAGGCGCCUCCUGCGUCUCCCGCCCCAGUUCCUCUUUUUAGGGGGGGGGCUUCUCCCUCCUCAGUUCCUUUUGAGGGGCUUCUCCCUCCCCAUUUUAGGGGGCUUCUCCUUCCCCACUUCCUAUUUUUAGGGGGGCUUGUCCCUCCCCAGUUCUUGUUUUGAGGGGCUUCUUCUCCAAUUCCUACUGGGGGGGGCUUCUCUCUCUUCAGUUCCUUUGGGGGGAGGCUUCUUCCUAUUUUAGGGGGCUUCUCCCUCCCCAAUUCCAAGUUUUAGGGGGACUUGUCCCUCUCCAGUUCUUAUUGGGGGGCUUCUCCCUCCCCAUUUUACAGGGCUUCUCCCUCUUUAAUUCCCAUUUUUAGGGGGGCUUCUUCCUCUCCAGUUCCUGUUUUAGGAGGGCUUGUCCCUCUCUUUUUCCAGUUCCUUUUUGUGGGGGAGCUUCUCCCUCUCCAAUUCCUAUUUUAUUGGGGAGGAGCUCCUUCCCCAGCAAGGGGGAGGGUCUGAAAUAAACCCCCCUCUCUAAGAGGGUGAUUUUCUGGGUACCAGAGAGGGAGUGUGGACUGCCCUCUUUUGCUUCCCUCCAAUAAAAGGGUAGGAUUUUUUAGACAGGUCCGCACAUCCCUGCACUCAAAAAGGGGGGACCCCCCAGAGUGUAACAGCGUUUCCCUUCCAGGAAGACCCCCCUGGGCUAAGGCCUUUUGGGGUCCUUAAUAAUAACAACAGCACCCAUUAGGAGCUCACCCCAGAGGAGGCCUUUGGCAAGGGGUCAUUACUAUAUCCUAGACAGGUGUUUGGGCGGGGGCAAGAGAGGUAAUUCACCUCAGACAGUUUUAGGCAGGCUGUCCUGUCACUUGGAGGGGGAGGAAGGAGAUUGCUUAAACCCUGAAGGAAAGGGGUUUUUUUGGACGGGGAAGAAGAGCUAUUCUCUCUGUUUACCUUCUUGUUGUGGGACAUCAUUGUGACUUAAGAAGAGUUACUGCACUUGUCGCGACUGGACACGAGGGUCGGGAAUAACUUGAAGCAGAUGCCUCUGUCUGACAGUUACCGACUUGACAACACCACCUUUUCCACCAAGUUGUUUUACCCCUUUCAGAGUGCUGGCAACGGCAAGAUUUUGGGAAGGCUGAAUCAUGUCUCUGAAGGUCUUCUCCCUUGUUUUUUGUGCGGGGAAGAUUUUGACUAGAGAGGGCUCCCUGUGGGGUUUUGUAAGUCCUCCCUGAGAUGGAUCUUUUCAGUGACUGUGAAGAACGCUGUUGUUGUUUUUGUUCUUAGUGGAACUCAUCUUCUAAACCUCUUUUGGAAUAAACUGGAUUCUGAACUUGAGUGUGUGUAUGGGAAAGUGACAGUGACAUUGACAUAACUAAUAUGAUGCAGAUUGGUUAAAAAAUCGUCUCCUUGCCAAGGGCUCCAAUGAGUGGCACACAGUCCGCAAUCACGGACAGGUUUCCCCUCAAAAAACCUACAAGGCAUGGCAGCAUUCUGAGUAGAGAGUCUCCAGCAGACAAGAAGCAGAAGGUCGAGCGCUGCAUCAGUGCCCACGAUUUUGACCCUACAGAUAGCUCCUCCAGGAAGACAAAGUAUAGCUCAGAGGAAAGUAGAUCCGAGACAUAUGGUCUUGUUCAGCGUUGUGUUAUUAUCCAACGGGAUGAAAAUGGAUUUGGGCUGACCGUCAGUGGAGACAAUCCAGUAUUUGUGCAGUCAGUCAAAGAAGAUGGAGCAGCCAUGCGGGCUGGAGUCCAAACUGGUGACCGAAUCAUUAAGGUGAAUGGGACUCUGGUAACACACUCAAACCAUUUGGAGGUGGUAAAGCUGAUAAAGUCGGGUUCCUAUGUAGCUCUUACAGUGCAAGGGCGCCCACCUGGGUCGCCCCAACUUUUGUUGGCUGAUUCUGAAAUGGAUCCAGCAGCAUGUGGAUCCAUCAGCAUGUAUUCCAUCAUGGCAUCUCCUCACUCACCAGGAGCAUCUGGAAACACGGAGAGAAUUACCAGCCCGGUGCUGAUGGGGGAAGAAAAUAAUAUUGUUCACAGCCAGAAAGUGGAGAUUUUGAGGAAGAUGUUGCAGAAGGAGCAGGAGAGAUUGCAGUCCUUGCAAGAAGACUACAGCCGUGCGCCUGCUCCCCGGCUGCUCAAGGAGAUCCAGGAGGCCAAGAAGCACAUCCCUCAGCUGCAGGAACAGUUGUCCAAAGCAACAGGUUCUGCUCAGGACGGAGUUUUGUCUUCCAAAUCUGCAACAGAGUCUUUGCAGAUCAGCGAGGUAGAAGCUGAGAGUGGCGAUGGGCUGAGCAAAGGAGACUGCAGCUUUGGCGAAGGCUCCCAGUCACACAGUGACACAGCUGAGAGUCCCCGGAGUGGCCUAAAGGAGCACAUCUAUCCAGAGGAGAGCCCAGAGAAGAGUGAGAUUCAAGAUUCUGAUUCUCAGUCCAGUAUCGGAAGUCCAUCCACUCGCACGGUCCCUCUCCCUCCAAUCAUAGGAGCGGAAGAUGAUGACUUUGAUGCUGAACAUGAGCAGAUCAACGGGCAGUGCAGCAGCUGUUUCCAAAAUAUAGAACUGCUGAAAUCUCGUCCGGCUCACCUGGCUGUCUUCCUGCACCAUGUUGUGUCCCAGUUUGACCCUGCUUCACUGCUUUGCUAUCUUUUUGCGGACCUAUACAAGCAGACCAACUCCAAAGAAACUCGUCGCGUUUUCACAGAGUUUAAUCAGUUCUUCCUGGAGCGAGCUGCGAAUCUGAAGGUUCCUGUUCCGGAUGAAAUUUCUGUAGAUCUAGAAAAGAGAAGGUUAGAAUUAAUUCCUGAAGAGCUUCACCGCCAUUAUAUCCAAACUAUGCAAGAUAAAGUUUAUCCGGAGGUCCAGAGGCAUCUUGAAGAUUUUAGACAGAAACGUAGCAUGGGGCUUACUCUGGCCGAAGGGGAGUUGACCAGGCUGGAUGCAGAACGCUUUCGUGACCGAGCCGCAAUGGAGAGGGAGCGAGCGUGUGCAGAGCAGAUCAUUACCAAAAUUGAAGAAGUGUUGGUGUCCUCCCAGCCUAUCGAAGAAGAGAAGAGUUCAUCUGUGCAGUACGUUGUUCUUACCUACAUGAAACAUCUUGGUGUUAGAGUCAAAGAGCCCCGGAAUCUAGAUCACAAACGGGGGCGGAUUGGGUUCCUGCCAAAGAUCAAGCAAAGUAUUAAGAAGGAAAAGGAAGGAGAUGAAAAGAGGAGGAGAGUCUUCCCCAAUAUCCUGGGACCCCCAAGGAGACCGAGCCGCCAUGACAGCUAUGCAAUAGGCAGAGCCAUGGAGUUACAAAAGCAGCGCCACCCGAAGCACUUAUCCGCUCCUUCCUCGGUCAGCCCAGAGCCACAGGAUUCUGCAAAGAUGCGCCAGAGCGGAUCCAGCGACAGCACGGAUGCGGCCUACCCCCCUGCGAACCCCAUGUCUCCACUAGCUGCUGGGACGUUCACUUCCCAGGAGGGGAGUAAGGACAGCGAAACAGGAUCAAAGCAAGUAGGAGAACCUCCAUCUUGCAGUGACACUCUUGAUGGCACACCUCGCACGCCGAACACCGUCUUUGAUUUCCCGUCUCCUCCCCUGGACCAUUUGCAGGAAGAAGAAGGAGAAUUUGACAGGUUAGCGGACUUGGGAACGCCAAAGUCUUUCCGCAAGAUGGAUAGCGUGGGUGCUGGAGACAACCAGAGUGAAGACGAGCUGUUUGAUGUUGACAUGGAGACAGACUUGCCCAACUGGCAGCAGCUGGUGAGCCGGGAGGUGCUGCUCGGCCUUAAGCCCUACGAGAUUAAACGCCAGGAAGUGAUUAACGAGUUGUUUUACACUGAGCGCGCUCAUGUCCGUACACUGAAAGUUCUUGAUCAGGUCUUCUACCAACGUGUAUCUCGUGAAGGGAUCUUGCCUCCUGCUGACUUGAGGAAUAUAUUUUCGAAUCUGGAGGAUAUCCUUCAGCUCCAUGCUGGAUUGAACGAGCAAAUGAAAGCAGUGCGGAAAAGGAAUGAGUCGUCCGUCAUUGAUCAGAUUGGAGAGGACUUGCUAACUUGGUUCAGUGGAGCAGGGGAGGAGAAAUUAAAGCAAGCCGCUGCCACCUUCUGCAGUAACCAGCCCUUUGCUCUGGAGAUGAUCAAGUCGCGGCAGAAGAAAGACUCCCGCUUCCAAACUUUUGUCCAGGAUGCUGAGAGCAAUCCACUCUGUCGUCGUCUGCAGCUGAAAGAUAUAAUUCCCACCGAGAUGCAAAGGCUGACCAAGUACCCAUUACUGCUGGAUAAUAUUGCGAAGUACUCAGAACAACUUGAGGAGAAGGAGAAAGUGAAGAAAGCAGCCGAUCACUGCCGGCAGAUCCUCAACUAUGUGAACCAAGCUGUUAAAGAAGCAGAGAACAAGCAGCAUUUGGAAGACUACCAGCGCCGGCUGGAUUUGUCCUACUUGAAGCAGCUGGAAGGCCCCAUGCUGGAUGAGUUCAGGAAUUUGGAUUUAACCAAGAAGAAGAUGAUUCAUGAAGGCCCUUUGACCUGGAAGGUGAAUCGCGACAAGACCAUUGAUCUCUACACACUCCUCUUGGAAGACAUCCUAGUGCUGUUGCAGAAGCAGGAUGAUAGACUGGUGCUGAGAUGUCACAGCAAGAUCCUGGCUUCCACCGCUGACAGCAAGCACACUUUCAGCCCCGUUAUCAAACUAAACACUGUGUUGGUUCGCCAGGUAGCCACAGAUAACAAAGCUUUCUUUGUCAUCUCCAUGUCGGAAAACGGAGCCCAGAUUUAUGAACUAGUGGCACAGACGGUUUCCGAAAAAACUGUGUGGCAGGAUCUCAUAGCACGGAUGGCAGGAACAGUGAAGGUUGCAAGAGGCAGGAGGGUGAUUCCGUUACCGCAGUCAGGGCCCUGCGAGGAAGAUCAUGAAGAGGAAGACCAGCAGAAAUUGAAGGAAGAACAAGCAACUCCUGACAGCAGCAUGCAGAGUCCAGAUAAGGAUCUGGGACUGGAGUCUCCACUGAUGCCGAAGGCUCAGUCUCCUUCUACAGCCAUGUCUGAGAAAUUGGAAGAAGAGGAAGAGCUGCUGGAUACCAACAGACAAUUUGGAAAAGAGCCACCAGCAGACUUGCUGAUCAAAGAACCCUCUGAGCACUAUGGCCACACAAGUUCAGAGCACUCUUCCCAAAUUUCAGAGGAACGGUGGGCACUGGAUGCACUAAGGAACUUGGGUUUAUUGAAGCAACUGCUGAUGCAGCAGCUGGGCCUGUCCGAAAAGGAGCCCCUUGAAGACCGCCAGCGUUUCCCCAGGCAUAGGACAGGUUCCCAGGGGGCCCAAGUAGAAGAUGGAGUCCAGAGAGGGUCAAGACACUCUUACAGCAAGACAUCCCCGUCUGGGGCUAGUAGGACACCCUCUGGCGUGGGCACAGGCAGCUGCGGACCUUGCUAUGGUCACCGGACUUCAGGUGAAUUUGUGCAGCUGGGAGACAGCCCCUCAAGUAGCAGUCAACCAAGGGACCCCUUGAGCACAAACCCAGACACCCCAGUCAUGGCGCUGGAAGGGGUGGGUGCUGAGGAAGGCGGAGAGCACUUUUUUGACGCUCGUGAAGCCCACAGUGAUGAGAACCAGUCAGAAGGUGAAGGGGCAGAAAGGAAAGAGGAAGAAGAGGUGCAGCUGCGGAUCUCAGGAAAUUAUUUGAUCCUUGAUGGAUACGGCACAGUGCAGGAGAGCUCCACCGAUGAGGAGGUGUCUUCACUCGUUCUGCGGUCCACUGCAGGCAGUGGUGCAACGGACUCUGCCCACCAGCCACCAGCAUCCCUGCCGGACACCCAGUCAGACAGAGGAAGCUCACCAUUCGGGGAGGAAUUCACAGCCCCCCACUGGGAAGCCCCAGAGGAACCCUGCUCAGGUGUACUAAGCCCUCCCUUUUCGGUAGAGUCACGUACCCAGAUAAUGCGUUAUAUCCAGAAGAUAGAGGCUGACCUUGAACGCUUAAAGGAAGUGGAGGAGAAUUAUGCCACUCUUCUUCAGCAAAGGCUGGCUGGAUCAGCCCCCGCAGAUGAGCACUCAGAUAAAAGUUAGUCGUGCUUCCUGGAAGUGGCUGAAGAUUGGAUGGGAGCAUCGGCCCUUGUACUGGUGCCCGCGGGCCUCUGCUCGGACUGUGUAGCAAGAGAACUCUGUUUCAUCCACCGCCCAGCCCUGAUUGCUCCAGCAGGAGGGGGGAUGAAGGGGGCGGGGGCGGCACUAGGCCUCUGCUCUAGCCUAUCAGGGAGGGAUGGCGUUGCUGUUCUCGCUUCUUCCUCUUGCUACCAGAAAUUCUUUUUUUAUUCAGAAAAGAGGAAAGGAAAAACAAAAAACCAAAUGUAUAAAGCUUUGGGUGUAGGAUAUAAAAAAAAUGUAUUUAGACAUAAAAAGAAAACAAUCAAUGUAUUUAUUUGACUUCAUUCCGUGUACUGAAAGCACACUUUAAUUUGUAUUUUAUUUUGCUUUUUUUAAAAAAAAAAUAUGGAUAAUGCCAGUUUUGCAGGCUCCCUUGCCACGAGGGCCCCUGGAACCCUCUGCUCCUGGAGUCCCCUUCUGGGCUGCGACAGGCGUGCACAGGCAGACCUCGGUUUUCACUGGAUUGCAUUCUAAGCAGCUACACAGCUUAGUUUCCAGCAUCGGGGAUGACCUCAGCCAGACCCGGGAGAGCUGGUAGUUCAGUUUCCCUUGGAUAUCAUUCCUCAGUAUGUGGGGGUUUAAUGAGGAGAGGGAAAAGCCUGAAUGGUUGGUUCAUUCCCUCUCACACUCCUGGCUCUGCUUUGACCUUGAUCUCUCCUGUUGACAGUAAUGACUCGGCAUUGACGUUUUGUUGAAAUACACAAAACAAAAAAAACAAAACCCCUACUUUUUUCAAAUCAGGGCAACGAUGUCAGAGCCACAGUGUGCAUUUGCUGAGUUUGCUACUGAUGGGAGCAGUAGUUAUAUAUGCCUUGCUGACCUGUGUGUGUGUGUGUGUGUGUGUGUGUGGUUGGUUGGUUGGUUGGUUGGUUGGAGGGGGGGCUGCUUUGGUUGUGUGUUUUGUUUUUUUGCACUGUUUGUGCCAAAGUGCUCUGAAAUCACAUGGAAUCAUUGAAACGAGUGCUGCAGUGUUUCUCUAACCGAGUGCCGGAUUUUAAAGUGAGCUGUGUUUGAGAACGGAAACGGUAGCUCCCACAUCACAUAUGUAAACCUGGGCUCUCCAGCUUGAAUACUUGUAUGGCUUAGUCUAAGACGAGUGCACCUUUAAUCCGAUGAAUGCUUUGGGAAGGGGAGUCUCCCUUUACAAGGGAUUGUUAAUGCCUUUUUUCUGUACCAGUACUCAAAUCUUAGGCUGUCCUUUUUGUUGUUGUUGUUUUUAUCAGCCCGAUCUAAAUGUGCCAAACUCUAGAACAGUCUCCUCUAUAACCCUCCCCCAGUAACGCGUGGCCAUCCAACUGUAUGCUCUGUGAGGGAUGAAGAAUUUUUCUUUCUUCCUUCUCCUUCUGGUGUGAAGGUCACACUGCCUGCCCCAUUAACACACAAGUACAUUUUCCCUGUAGCUAUAAUGGCAGAGAAUCAAAACUGCUGUUCCCUAAUCAUGCAAAACACAAACCUCUCCUUCUGCUUACAGAGAGACUGGUAGUAUUUAAAAAGACAGACAGAGCUGAGAAAAAUAUUCAGUCUCCAUUCAGAAAGAUGCACACUGAGAGUGUGUGAGCUGGCCGCUCCCCCAAACCAAAGUCUCUCUCUAUACUGUUUCAGCACCAGUCUGAAUGUGACUCAGGGUUCUGCUUAUUUCCAUUUCUUAAACUUUGCCAAGCAUUGAAUCCUAAAGUUUAAAUUGUUUUCUACGUGAAACCUUGCCCCCUGCCCCCCUUGGCAUUAGGAAAACAGUGUUCCCAAACUGGCAUGGCAAAAAGGAUUUUAGUGCCCCUCUUCUCUUCCAGGAGCCAUUUGUCUGGCCUUGCAGUACCAGGCACAGCCUUCUUUCCUGGCUGCAUCCCCAGCUAUGUCUGUCUAGACCUUUCACAAACCAUGUCCUGGUCUCUCCUUUCCUGAGGAGCAGCACAGCACCUAGAGGUCUCUUUGCACAUCAUUAUUGCUGGUCUCCUUUUGGCCACUGCUGUUUAUGGCUGGAGAUCUUGGUCUGCCUUCUCAUCUCCACUCCAGAAUAGCAGAGGGGCCUGCUGAGCUGUUGCUUCAGAACUGUACACAUGACAGUGAAAUCCUAAACAGAAUUACUCCAGUCUACGCCCAUUGAAAUGAAUGGAGUACCUCUGCUUAGGAUUUCACUGUGAGUCUCCGAUGUCAAAGUCAUUCGCUAUGAUCACCAGCCUCCCCACCCCCCUAAAAAACAGGGCAGAAUGCUGGUUUAGUGGCAGAUCUUUCAAAAAGCUUCCUCGUCUUCUGUAGUGAAUGUAACAUCAGUGAGCUGUGUGUAUGAUGGCCUUUUUGUCUGGGAAGUAAAAUUGAGUACGGUGCUGCUGUGCUCUUCUUUGGGGUGGGGGGAGUAGGCUUGUUUGUGCCAUAGCAUAGUAUUCCCUGUUGAGGACAUUGUUCUGCUCUUUGAGGGAGGUGAGGGUGGAGAAAAUGUGAUCAUCUCUUGCUCCUUUCACCAUAAUCGCAAACACUGGGGCUGUCUUAACUUCCCCAGUGCUCCUACUGUACCACAGACCCAAGGCACAAAUCUGUUAUUGUGCAAAAAGGCCAACACUCAAAUGCACUUUGUGGGGUUCCUGUUGUUUGUCCAUAAAUGUACUAGAGUAGCCAUGAUGAAAUUCCAGCCAAAGAGACCUUUUCUCUCCUUCACUGCCAGCUGUGAACAUUCCCUUCUUUGGACUAUAUGGACAGAACAUUUUACGUUUUCAAAAAUCUCUUCUCUCCCCCCAUGUCAACUCCACAGCACUUCUUAAGAAAUGAGUGUGUGCCUGUUCAUGUGUGUGUGUGUGUGUGUGUUUUAACUAGUGUUUAUGGAACCCGGUUUACUGGGGCUUUGAUCCCAAAGCCAAGAUGACAAUUUUUGAAGGGCCUUCACUCGUGUGGCUUGGAGCUGGCCUGCACCUGAAGUAAAUUGAGGAAGGAAACCCGUGAGGAGGCAGUGUGGGCUGGGUGAUGGUUUUGCUUCAUGAGCAUUUGGGACCACAAGCAAAAAGAAGCUUGAGACAAAGGUGAUCUCUUUAAAAGGGGACCCACCAUCAGUGCAAGGGCCAAAGCAACCUUCCCUAUUUGGGUGUGUGUGCGCGUCCAUCUGAAAUUCUGCACUCUCUCUCUCUCUCUCUCUCUCAGCACUGAUUCUACCAGGGAUACCUGAGCUUCGGAUAAGUCCGUAGUUGAGUUUUUAAAAGUAGUGCCUAAAGACCUGACAGACUGCAACUCAGGGAUCAUGUUUUUGAAUACCUUCCCCCACCUGGUUUGAACAGCCCAGCAAGGGGAGAGCUCGCAUGUUAAACAGGUUCUAGCCCAGACUGUUCCUGGCCCAGAGCCAGUUUGGUGUAGUGGUUAAGAGCACGGGACUCUAAUCUGGAGAGCCGGGUUCGAUUCCCCACUUCUCCACUUGAAGCCAGCUGGGUGACCUUGGGCGAGUCACAGUUCUCUGGAGCUCUCUUAGCCCCACCCACCUCACAGGGUGAUUGUUGUGGGGUAAUAAUAACACUUUGUAAAACCGCUCUGAGUGGGCAUUAAGUUGUCCUGAAGGGCGGUAUAUAAAUCGAAUGUUAUUAUUAUUAUUAUUAUUGCUGGGCUUUUCUUUUUAACACAAAGGUUCUUUAGAAAGACAAGACUUCCCUGACCUGCAGUCUCAAGCGAUCCAGACCAUUCUACCAUCUCCUUCUAUAGCACGUGUAGAUCAGAUCUUAAAGACAGGACAUGUAAGAAGAUGUAAUGGAAGGGGAGAUUCUGUGCAAGGGAGUUGUCUUUUCCCCUGCAAAUAAUCCCAGGCCAAUCUUAUUUGGACUGUACCACUUGCAUUUUACACUGUUAGCGAUUCCAGGUCCCCCGGUGGGGGUGAGGAUCCCCCGUUCCACCCCACCACCAGUCACCUGAUUGGUUUUCUGGGCACGCUCCUGGGGUAGAGCAAUGACAUCACUCUGGGAGCGAUGUCAUCAUGCCACCCUGGGAACACUUCCGCUUCACAGUGGGCUGAUUUGGGCCCCCGGUGGGCCAAAUUAGGCUCUUUGGAGACCCAAAUCGGCUCACUGCAAAGCAUGGGAGUACCCCUGGGCCCUACAUGAUGAAGUCACUUCCCAGAAGUGAUGUUGUCAUGCUGCCCUGGGAGCAUACGCACAGACGAAGAGCAAGUUGCGUGCCAGGUCCCCCUUGCUUCCACUGGGAGGGUAAGGGGACCUGGCAGUCCCUAUACGCUGCUGAUUUCCCCCACUCCGCCUGCUAGGAGUAGGAUCAGAAUGGACAGGGUCCAUACAGACUCAGCGUUGCUUAUGGAUACUGAGCAUACUGGAUCGGUAUGCUCUGUUGCUUGCAAAAAGAUUUGGUUGGCUCCCUUGACUCCAGUCAAAGCUUGCAGAGAGCCACGCGGCCCUAAUACUCGCUUAUUAAUGAUUGCUCUGAUUUGGUGGCCGUUACCUUUGUGGAUAAAAGCAGGCCUCAGCGUUCCUUUUUGCCUCUCCUUCAGUCUGAAUGCAGCUUCUGUCUGGUGGGUGAGUACGACCUCUCCACACCCGAUCCUUCCUUUGGGUCCCCCCACCCCACCCACGUGCCAGCCGAAGGAGCAGAUUAUACUUCAAAAGGUGCACUGCGACCAGCACAAUAUUUAGCCUUUUCUUUCUUAAUUUUGACUUGUUUUUUGAGACUCGGAACUACUAGAUUUUCCUCCCCCUUUGCUACACAGUACAAUCAUGUAUUCCGUUUAACAGAUUUUACUUUUUAAGAAAAACAGAAAAACUCAAUCUGGAAAUAUUCUUUUGAAAAGCAACACACACACAUCCUUCCUUUUAUUAACUAUCCUGUAUUUUUAACUGAUCAUGUUUGAAUGUCUAAAAAAAAAAGAGUUUAUUGUUCUAAUUAUCCAGAUGUAUGUAUGUUUGUAAAAUAGCUCUCAUUAAUUAGCUGAUAAGGUUGUAUGUUUUUUGGAACAAAAUAUCGGUCAAUAAAAAUGAUUUUUGUUGGAGGUUUUUUUUGGAAUCUGGGAAAUAGAAAAUUCAAGCAUUCAAAUAUCAGUAAAUAAGCUUAAAGGAACCAA
This is a messenger RNA of Eublepharis macularius, 11503 nucleotides long. RefSeq names its product Rho guanine nucleotide exchange factor 12 (gene ARHGEF12). Gene Ontology annotation, biological process: G protein-coupled receptor signaling pathway; Rho protein signal transduction. Lineage: Eukaryota; Metazoa; Chordata; Lepidosauria; Squamata; Eublepharidae. Gene Ontology annotation, cellular component: cytoplasm. The transcript is spliced from 41 exons. Gene Ontology annotation, molecular function: guanyl-nucleotide exchange factor activity; G protein-coupled receptor binding. The record is from RefSeq and is a predicted model, not a curated record. Bases 1768 to 6390 code for a protein of 1540 amino acids.